Bactrocera neohumeralis is the source of this 881-nucleotide messenger RNA. RefSeq names its product GILT-like protein 3. The record is from RefSeq and is a predicted model, not a curated record. Lineage: Eukaryota; Metazoa; Arthropoda; Insecta; Diptera; Tephritidae. Gene Ontology annotation, molecular function: oxidoreductase activity, acting on a sulfur group of donors, disulfide as acceptor. The transcript is spliced from 5 exons. Bases 128 to 817 code for a protein of 229 amino acids.
CCAGAUUUUAGUAAAAUAUAUUCUGUGCUGGGAAUAUGAUGUCCAGUCUGUGAUUUGCUCUGUAACAGUAAAGUGGUCAUAGAAAAGCUGAAAUAAUUCAAAUAAGUAUAUUCAGACAUACAUACAUAUGUAUGUAAAAAGCAACAAAGCGAAAAUGUCAAUGAAACAGUGUGCUGCCGUGUUAUCAGCGUUUUAUAUUUUAUAUUUAUUACGUGCAACAAUAGCGUUUCAAGUCCAAUCCUCGUCACAGCCAACGGCAGAUCAACGCUUAAAGGUUGGUGUUUACUAUGAGACGCUUUGUCCCGAUAGCAGAGCAUUCAUACGAAAUUCACUUUACGACGCGAUGAUUAUCAACGACUGGCUAAAAUACACGGAGCUUCAACUAGUACCAUAUGGGAAAGUUACGGCAUGGACAGACCCAACUACGAAUAUAACAACACUAUAUUGCCAACAUGGACGCAGCGAAUGUGAAUUAAAUGCACUACAUGCCUGCAUUGUGGAGCACAAUGAUGUGAAUGACCAGAUGAAAUUGAUAAGAUGUCUAUUGACGGGUCAUGCAACAAGUCUGGAUGAGUGUGCUAAAAAUUUGGUUAUUGAUGUGAGCGCGGUGAAGCAAUGUAAAUCUACGCGUAGCACUCCAGAUAUAUUAAAAAAGUAUGGGGAAAUGACGGACGCGCUGGACAUAUCUUUCGUGCCAUCAGUAACAUUCGAUGAUAAAUUUGACCGUUGGCGCCAACGUUACUUCAUAUACAACUUCCCGGUAAUAUUUUGCCGCGAGUACAACAACAAAUUUAAUAUUACCUUACCGCAGUGUUAAUAAAAAGGAAUUUUAUAUUCGAAUAUGGAUGAAAUAUAAUAUAAUAAAGAAAUCCUAAAUCGAA